Molecule: messenger RNA, 1122 nt
Organism: Pisolithus orientalis
Lineage: Eukaryota; Fungi; Basidiomycota; Agaricomycetes; Boletales; Pisolithaceae
Exons: 6
Coding region: 193-969 (258 amino acids)
Source: RefSeq, a predicted model, not a curated record
CUUCAUGGCACGUGCAAAGUGAACACUGGCAUUUGCUUCUCCACAAAGCAAGGGGAGGCCAUACUGUACAGUAUUUUCUUGCUGCUUGACGAUCCCUUCACGACGUUCGUUUGUAUUGCCAUAUAUCUAUAUCAUUCCCCAACUACACACCGCAACUUAUUGCCGCCCUGCAAUCGACGAACGUGUGGUGGCAUGCUUACGCACCGCGAAUUCUCGGCGUGGAUCGUUUCCAACAACCAACCGCUCCCCGAAUACCUCGUCGCGGUCGACGAAAAGGCUGGUAGAGUAUCGUGUUGGAUUCCCAGUGAGGCGGGCAAGCAAUUCUCAGUUCACUGGAGAGAUCAUGGUUCGAACGUGCAUACGUGCUCGUUCAUAUCCUUGGAUGGCUUCGUCGUUCCCGGCAGGUUUUUGUAUGGAACAGGGAACGCGUCGAGAGAAGGUGUACGGUCGGGCCCAACUUCAGAACGCCCGUUCAUAUUUGCAGAGUACCACGGUGCAUCCUCGAGUAGAGAAUGCAAUCGUAAUACUGGCACUAUUAUGCUGAAGAUCAAGCGCGUGAGCUUGGAUGGUCACAAACGCGCCAAUCCAUUUCAAACAAUUCCCGACGCAGGUUCACGAGCCACGGUAUCAGGGCAUUGCGUAGGGUAUGGUGAUGAGCGGCCUACUUAUGAACAAUGCCCUUCGACGUGGCAAAUUAAGCCAUACGAUAAGGCAAGCAAAGGGUCCUAUGUCACCUUCGUUUUCCGAUAUCGGCCGCAAGACUUCUUGCUUUCGCAGGGAAUCAUGUCGGAGGAUGACAGAACUGCUGAAAGCGCAGUACCUCAACGAAAAGCCCGUCCAUCUCAACGGAGAGUGACGAGUGCACCGGUGGCCACCACACACGCCACCGGUACUCUCAUCACGCCCAGCCCAACGCCUAGCCCCAAUACCAAGAAAAUGCAAUCUGUGGUGCGUUUCUCCUUUGCAUAGUCAAGGACUGCUGUUGAGCAUAAACGUGCAGAACACCUCUCUCAAGUCAUCUUUUCACUCUGGACUUGCUCGUCACCGGACGACGCAAAAUGUACGUACUGUUAGCAUGAACGAACCACGACGCAACGUGCCAUAUCCGGGAGAAGGGAUUCU